AUGGACUGGGGAAGCCAUAAAUAUAGACAUAAGCUGUGCUAUUAUUGGCUUGGCAGAGAAGAAUUGACAGAAAUUGAAAGGAAAAAGCUCAAUACCAAGAUGGUUUUGAAUUAUUGGGGUUACUAUGGAAACGUAAUACUGCAUUUAUCACUUGGGUAUUGUUUAUAUAAAAAAGGAUUUUUUAAUGCUCAAAAAGAGUGGGAGUAUUGGACUAAAUUAGCAGGAACCUUCUUUUUUGGCUCAUUUUCUAUUUAUAAAAUAGAUAAAUUGAUAAAGCAAGACUUGUCGAUUUUUGUUGCAGAUUUAUUAUACAGGUAUAGAGCUGAAAUCGAUUUAUUGAGAAGAGAAAAGCAGGAAAAUCUUUCUGAGCUGAAAAUAAAUAAAAUGAUCGAGUUUAAAAAAUUGGAAGACAAAGGAAUUGAUGUAAAAAGACUCGAGCAACUAACUCCCCCCUUUCGUGAGUGAACAAAAAAAAUUUUGUUUAUAGAAAAAUUUUAAAAAAGUCCUAAUUUGCAAAAAUUGGGAAGCAAAUAUUAAUUUAAUUUAUAAAAUUUAUGUUUUAAAACGCAAUUUGUUUAAAAUUAAACAGAAUAAGCUCGGGAUUACAUUAUACUAAUUAUCACUUAUAUAUCAAUUUUUUUUCAUAAAAAUUUUUGUUCACUGACGGAGGGUGGGUUUUUGCGCAAAAAAUAGGGAUUUUUCCAAUGGUUUUGUUCACUCACUGAGGAGGGGAGUAAGCGAAUCAAGAUAG
Messenger RNA from Blepharisma stoltei, 751 nucleotides. The record is from the annotation of a GenBank genome assembly. NCBI's taxonomy places the organism in Eukaryota, Ciliophora, Heterotrichea, Heterotrichida, Blepharismidae.